AUGCCAUCUGCCGACGCGUGUGCCCCUCACCCACAGAACUCAAUCCAGUGCAUCCCCAAAUCGACCAAGACCACAUCCGCCACAAACCCUAGCCACACCCCCGCCGCCGCCGACCGCGCCCACCACAACACCACCGCCGCCCCCACCGCGUCCCAACACAUCAUUGCCACCCCCGCCAGCACCAACCACUCCCCGCUGCUGCUGCAGACUCUGAUCUCCACACCCCACCGCUGCAGACUACUACCGCCGCCGGCCCCACAGCAUAGCGCCACCGAGGACAGGGACGACGCCACCGGCGCCGGCCAGCCACGUCGCGGAACCACUCCACCGGCGACCACCCUCCUCCACCGCGAGCUUGGUCCACACCGAGCAAGCCUUCUCCCCAGUAUCGAGCGGGGCAGCUUCCUCUACGUCGUCUCCCCCAGCAGCGGGGCGUCCUCCCUCCAGCGAGCGGCUCUGUAUCCUCAGCAUCCUUUCCCUAGGCAGUUGCAUCCUAUACUUCGUUUCACGAGUGUCCUCUUCAUAGCGCUGUGUCGACUACGUCUGGAUAGCACCUCAUCUCCAUCCUCGCCCCCAAGCAGUGUCACCUCACCUCUACUUCCCCGCCUGAGCAGUGACACCUACGGUCUCGGCUUCACCGCCUCCUGUACUUCUCAACCAACGGUGUUUGUUUGUGUUUCUUGAAGUCUGAUUUACUCAGCAAGGAAGGGAUGUGCUACUGUAUAAUGUUUAUCGGGAGCAUGGUAGCCUAGUGGCAAAAGCUCCUGUGUAUGCAGAUGGAAGCAGAUAAGUGUCAGGCUCUUCCUACAGGAUGUCUAUUGGUUCAGUUCUAGUCAUAAACAGAGGUGAUAUAGUUGCUUUUACUUUGCUCAGUUACUUUGAUGUCAGCAUUUGAGUACUAAUCGAUCCAUUUCUUUCAAUAACCAUAUUAUGUAGAAUGAUACGUUUUCUUCCAUAUCAUGUAUAAUUGAUUCAUUUCUUUCCAUAACUAUAUCAUGUAUAAUGAUUGAUUUAUGUUUGUAGCAAUGCUACCACAAGCAAGCUUAUAAGAUGCAUUGUUUUGUGUUCUUUGUAGCCACUAGCCAGCUACGACCAAAGGCCACAUAUUCUGUUUUAAAUUGUUUAUCAAGUUUUGAGUUGCUAACCACAUAUGCCACAUGGUUAAAUGCUCUAUCUUUAGGUAUCACUUCCUUUUUGUUUUUGCAGUUAUGCUUUAUCUGAUUGGUUCAAAAUAAUCUGUAUUGGCAAUAACUCCAUGGUUUUAAUACGGUUUUAAUAUAGUAUUUUUUCUAUUAGUUUUCCAUAUCUCAAAAAUAGGGUAACAUGAUUUGUUAAAUUUUUUCGAUAAAAGGGGCCACAUGGCCCCCAUUUUCAUAAUGAAAAUAGGAGUCUGGAUACAACAAAUUCAACACCCCACGCAUUUUUCUCAGACCUGAUGCAUCACCUCACCAAACUGAAGAACAACCUACAUCCUAGACAUAUAACCACAUCUAUAGGAUGCCAAGCCACCCACUACUGGGCUAAGAAGCAUGGACACGGGGACAGAAAGACGGGGAUACGCAUACGGGGACACGGGAUACGACUUUUUUCAAAAAUAGCCAUUCGGGGAUACGGCAGGAUAUAUAAGUAUUUUAAGAAAUUAGAUGAAAGAUUCUUAUUUAGUAUUGACAUAUGUUGCCUCAUUUUUAGAUGUAAGAUUGUUUUUCUUUUUUCUUUUGAGGAUCACAUGGUCACUUUACACGACCCUGCACUCAGAGCCCAUGUAGCUCUCCACUCAGAGCCCACAUAAGGUCCAAUUCUAGGAAACCCUACACAAGUGCUCCUCCAGCUGUUCCCUACCCCGUGCUCCUCUUUCCUCCCUGCCCCAGCCACCAAGAACUGUAGCGAGGAGAUGAGACGACCGCUCCUCGCCUGCACCUUCUUGCUAGUCUACGUCUUCCCUUUCAAUCCACCCAAAUCUUCUUUCUCCCUGCCCGGAGCUUUUUCCUCGCCUGCAACCACCUCGCCUUCUCCUCUCUGCCUGGAUCUUCUUCCCUGCUAGCGACCGUCGAGGUUGCCAGCUCGAGCGUGGCAUCCGUCGGAGGAGAGCAGCGUUGUGGUCGCUGGAGGCCAGCUCCCGAGUCCCCCAAUGUAUCCCCACCGUAUCUAUGCCGUAUCCCAAUUUGUCUCUCUUUUUUUAUCAAGAUAAGAUGGGAUACUGCGGGAUUCGCGUAUCCCGACGUAUCCACGCGUAUCCCCGUGUCCCCCCGUACUAGAACGGCAAUACGGCAGUUUCUGCCGUAUCCAUGCUUUGUAGCUACUGGGAGAGUAACAGACUUGUUAUUAUGUGCCGCUCUUCAGAAUUUGCGGGAGAUUCUUUUUUGAUAUUUUAAGGAAAUCUCAAAGGAUACACUAGCCAUUGUCUACUAGUGCUAGAUAUGACAUUUGGCCUGCUUUCCUGAAUUAGUUGAGAUAUGGUCAUAUUUAUCUGCUUCAGUUCAGAUAAAGAUGUGUUUCAUGGGUUCUCUCAUCACCUCAUAUCCAGGUUCUAGGUCCUAUUUCAUUACCUUUACCACAUGGCCAUCUUACGGAUACGAAUCGUAGCCUCUAGUAUGUAAACAAUACUUGAUCUGAUUGAAGAAGUCCUCCCGAGUAAUAUGGUUAUUCUAAUUAUAUAAUAAUGAUUGCUUGCUGCGAUGAAGUGUUACACAUUUAGAAGAUUUUUAUUUAUGCUGAUGAGUUAAACUGCAGCAUGUCAAAAUCUUUGAUGUGUCAAUUUAAAAUCUGAAAUAAGAGCCCCAUUUUGAGUUUCCGAUCUGUUGCAGGUUUCCCAAGGGUACACAAGUUGAUGGAGUUGUGGAAGAUCUGCAAGCUGCUGGAGGUUUGGAAGACCUACAGUUAAUUUGGUCAAGUGAUAUAUGCCUCGUUUGCUGAACCCAGAGACAUUGGCAAGUUUUACUAUGCUCAUUUGGUGGUUGUUUUGGUACAUAAGCCAUUUUAUGUUCAUUUUGGUUGUGUCACACAUCUAAAACAUAUGUACAGAACCUAUUGUGGCACAACCUCCUUGUAUAUGGUCGUUUCAUACAUGUAUCUAGAAACAUAUGUAUUUGGUUUGGCAUGUGUUAUUGAAUGAAGUUUAAGGUUGGUUGAAGUGUA
Triticum urartu is the source of this 3135-nucleotide messenger RNA. Lineage: Eukaryota; Viridiplantae; Streptophyta; Magnoliopsida; Poales; Poaceae. The record is from RefSeq and is a predicted model, not a curated record.